AUGAUGGAACUGAUAGCCCAAAAGCAACAAGAACGUGAAGAGCGAGAAAAACGGGAACGAAUUGAACAGGAGAAAGAGAGGCGGAGACAGGGACAAGAGCUUUCUGUAAUCAGACAAAAACUUCAAGAACAAGAGAUGCAAAAAGCAGUAGAAGAGAGGAGGCGAGAAAAACAAGAGGAGAGACUGGCCAGAGAGCGUGUCCGGGACAAAAUUGCAAGGGAUAAAGCAGAGAGAGCCAGAAGGUAUGGUGGAGAGACAUCAGAUCCAAUUUCCCCUCCAGCGGAGACACCUGUUCAAACCACCACACUCUCCCCAUCAUCCCCAACACAGGAGCCACCUACUAAGAAGGAGUAUGAUCAGUGUCGUAUACAGGUCCGCCUUUUAGAUGGUACUGCCCUAUCGCAAACAUUUCGUGCACGAGAGCAGCUGGCUGCUGUCCGAUUGUAUGUGGAAUUAAAUUGGCCCGAUGGCCCAAUAGGACCUUUUAACCUUAUGACUAGCUUCCCACGAAGGGUGUUUACAGAAGAAGAUAUGGAAAAGCCACUGCAGGAGCUUGGUUUGGUGCCUUCAGCUGUCUUAAUUGUCGCUAGAAAGUAA
Molecule: messenger RNA, 597 nt
Organism: Staurois parvus
Lineage: Eukaryota; Metazoa; Chordata; Amphibia; Anura; Ranidae
Source: the annotation of a GenBank genome assembly